AUGACCGACGAUAUAAUAUUCGAGGCGCUCUGUGUUGAAUUGAGAGCUCCUGGUACUCGGGAGAUUCCACCCAGAGAACCUAUACUAAGUAAUGCUGACGGGGACCUGGGUGUAAAGUUUCGAAAAGUGGACCAAGGUUUUAGGCAAGUGGCGCGGAUUAUCGAAUCAGAUCCUCGCCUUUCAUCACUAUUACAGUCUACAAGACUUCAAGCGAUGCUUGAUACUAUAUCCGAGCAAUUAAACUCCUGUCAGUCAGCAUUAAAUGAUUACAUUGAUGAUAAACGUUCAACUUUUCCAAGAUUGUAUUUUUUGAGUGACGAUGAUCUGCUGGAGCUACUGGGUCAAGCACGAGCGGGAGCUGAGGGUAGCGAAACAGUAAUGCAGUCUCAUUUGAAAAAGUUGUUUCCUGGCAUCACUGGCGUGCAUCUCGGCCCAGGAGGCCUGUCGGUCACGUCUCUCUGUAGCCAUUUUGGAGAAACGUUUCAAUUAGACCAUCCCGUUGAUAUCGACUGCUCUGUUGAGGUUUGGCUGAAAAAUUUAGAACAAGAAGUACGUUCAUCGCUGAAGAACAUGGCAUUAAAAUGCUUGGUGGCAAAUUCUUUGCAAGAUCAAGAUCCAUUUUCGCUUCCGACGCAAAUAUUAUGCUUAGCGCAAAAUAUUAGAUUCUCUGAACAAGCAGAGAGGGCUAUUACGUCCAAAGAACUUCACAAGUUAAAAGAUAUUAUUGAAAAAGAAAACUUGUAUUACGCAGCAGCCGAAACCGAAGAUGAGUGUGAGAAAUAUAAAAAACAAGCUUUAAUAUUGCAGUGUGCAUAUUAUGUGUCGAUUGUGCAAAGUUUAAUUAAAAAUAAUGUUGUGACAACUAGUGAUUGGAUUUGGCAGAAACAACUCAGAUUCUACCUACAAAACAAUACAGAAGUCGUAGCUAAAAUGGGCUUAGCUCAGAUUUCAUACUCUUAUGAGUAUCUCGGCGUAAAUACUGGACAAUUCGUGAGAACGGAAACGACGGAUGAAAGCUUUCUUAUUUUGACUCAGUCCUUACACCUGGGGUUAGUGGGAAAUCCUAUCGGGCCCGCUGGAACAGGCAAAACGGAAUCGGUUAAAGCAUUAGGAUGUUUAUUUGGCCGACUGGUUUUAGUCUUUAACUGUGAUGAAGCAAUGGAUGCCGAAUGCAUGGGCCGGCUGCUGACCGGGGUCGCGCUGUGCGGUGCGUGGGGGUGCUUCGAUGAGUUCAACCGUCUGUCGGCCGCCACACUCGCCGCCGUGUCGCACCAGUUUGCCUCGCUGCUGGCCGCCACGCGCCGCGUCGACCCGAACGGCGCCGGCGACCGCACGGCGCUUCUCAAUGGCAAACAGGUGAUCGUGUCGGAAUGGUGUGGCGUGGCGGCGACUAUGAACCCGGUGACCCGUGGCUAUGGCGGGCGACGCUCGCUGCCCCCUGCGCUGCAACACGCGCUGCGCCCGCUCGCCCUGCGGCCGCCGCCGCGCGCCGAGCUGGCGGCGCGCUUGCUGGCCGCGUAUGCCGCGCAGCCGCACCUGCAGCCGGAGCGCCUCGCCGACGACUUAGACGCAGUCUUCACGCUAGCUAGCACGCUGCUGAGCGCGCAGCGGCACUACGACUGGGGCCUGCGCGCGCUGAAGGCGGCGGUGGGCAGCUGCGGCGCGGGGCUGCGCGGCGCCGGCGGGGCGGGCGGCGCGCGCGCGGCGCUGCGCGACGUGCUGCGCCUCAACAACCUGUCCAAACUCACGCGCCACGACGCGGACUGGUCAGCGCUCUCUCGGCCUCGUUUGGUGAAUAAUCCAAUUUGA
Vanessa atalanta (red admiral) is the source of this 1809-nucleotide messenger RNA. RefSeq names its product cytoplasmic dynein 2 heavy chain 1-like. Lineage: Eukaryota; Metazoa; Arthropoda; Insecta; Lepidoptera; Nymphalidae. The coding region runs from base 1 to 1809 and encodes 602 amino acids. Gene Ontology annotation, molecular function: ATP binding; dynein light intermediate chain binding; minus-end-directed microtubule motor activity. The transcript is spliced from 9 exons. The record is from RefSeq and is a predicted model, not a curated record. Gene Ontology annotation, biological process: microtubule-based movement. Gene Ontology annotation, cellular component: dynein complex.